AUGGAGCCGAGCGACCACGCGGCUCGCGGCGGCGGAAGCCCAUCUGCUUGCCCGUCUUUCUGUCUGCCUUCCGCCUCGUCCGCUCUUUCCUCCACAUCCCUUCCCUCUUCUUUUGCCUCCUCGUCUUCUUCGUCUUCCGGCGCUGCUCACGUCGCAGGGCCUGGUGCCCCUCCUGCUGGCAAGGGGGUCCCCCAGGAGAAUCCAGAAGAGAGCGCAGACGCUUCCGAUGACGACGGAGAUCAAGAGACCGUCUUCUACGAAACGCUGCAGCUCCUCAAUACCCAUCCCACAGAGCGGACGGCGGCGGACGUGCGGAGGAUUCAAGAACUGGCAAAAGGCAACAAGUUUUUCGAGGAGCUUGACGCAGACGUUUCCUUCGAGCUGUGCCGACAGAUGACCUACCUCGAGGUGGAGGCGAACCGCGUCAUCUUCCACAAAGGCGACGCAGCGGACGCCUGGUACCUGAUUCUUUACGGGUCGGCGGGCGUCUACGUGAACGAACUCUCCCGCGAAGCUGCUGCGGCAACCGCAGCUGCAGCGCUCGCGGCUGCGGCCGGCGACGCCGACGCGGCGGCCUCCGAGCGCCCCUCUGUGACAGCGAAGAAACGCUCCUUCGGCGUGCGAUACAGCGACGAAGCCGAGGACGCAGAGUAUGACUCUUCACUCGACUUCUCCCGCAUCGACCUGAAAAACUGCGUGGCCGUCCUCGGGGCGGGAGAUUCGUUCGGCGAGCUCGGGUUGAUUCGCAACGACGUGCGAUCCGCCGCCCUCAUCACCAAAACGGCGUGCGCUUUUCUCACUCUGGAUAAGGCUUCUUUCGACCGCUGCCUCAGAGUCUCGCUUCAAAGAAAGACCGACGAGAAAGUGCGUUGCCUGCGAGCGGUGCUUCCAGGCGCGCGGGACUUGCGGCGGCUGCUGGUCGAGCAGAUGAGCUACUUUUUCCACUGGGACAAGUACCCUCAGGGCUUCAUCUUUGCGCGCGAAGGCACCCGAGCCGAUGCCCUCUACUUCGUCCUCGAGGGCGACUGCGCGCUGCUUGACCGCCGACGCCGGCGCCCAGACGACUUCGGCACAUUCAAUCCGCUCGGCCGCGAGCAGCUCCCGCCGCCGGGCAAACUUGAUGAGGUUGUGUCGCAAAUUCAGAGCGAGAUGGACCAGCAUGCGCGCGGCGACAGCAGCGCGUCCUGCUCUGCGUCUUAUGCGUUCCUGCCCACCCCCGCGUGGCCCCCGUUCGACUGCUCUGCUCACGUCUCUCCGCCAGUUGCACAGCCUGCGCCCGCAGCAGCUGCCGCGGCGCCGCAGCCGCUUCGUCCUGGCUCGGCUUUUCGUGCCGCCUCGCCGUCGGCUCGAGGCUCCCGGCGCGCCUCGCGGGCCUGCGUGUCCGCGGGAUGCGAGCGCGCUUUCGGGCGCGGGUCGGCGCGCGAGGCGCCGCGGCCGUCUGCGCGGACGAAGGCCGCGGGCGAGCGACGCCUGGCGGGGGACCCCUUCCUCAGCUGCGAAGAAGUGACCGUUGGGCUCCUCGGGCACGGCGCAAUCCUCGGCGCCGCGUCGGUGCUCUUCGACCGCGACGAGCCGCUGACCGUCGCCGCCCACUCCACCUGCGUCGCGGCCUUCAGAAUCAGCCGCGACGACGUGUAUCGCCACCUGCCCGCAAAAGUGCAGGAGGCGCUGCGGGAGCUGAGCCUCGUGUUACUGCUUCACAUUCGCUCUCGCGCCCAGCACCAGCACGCGCAGCUGAAACGGUUGGAGAGGUCUUUGAGUCUCCGCGGCGCCCAGGCCGCGUCGGAUCGCGAGGUCGCUUUUUCGAGGGACGAUGACCUUCACGCGGCUGCCCACGCGGUGCGGCGAAGGAGCAGGUCCGCCCGCCUGUCGCCUUCUGCUCCAUCUCCCUCUGGUCGGUGGAGCCGGCCCUCGCCGGGGGCCACAUGCGGUGGCGUGGAGGCGGAUAGCAGCCGCGAAGACGAACCGCAAAGUCCCCCCUCAGGUCUCUCGCUCGCCUUCUCGCCGUUCAUCAGUCCGCAGAAGGAAGCGGCGCUGCUCUCUCAGACGGCGCGCCACGAGCCCUUGACAGACCGCUUUGAGCGCUUCACAAACAGCUUGGUCGAGUUUCAGCCGCACAAGUCCGUUUUAACUCGCGCGGCGCUUCUGGCCUUUUGGCAGAGUCGCGCCGGAGACGCCUCUGCAGCCGGCUGCCCUCCCUCACCUCGUUCUGGCCCUGCUACAAGCCCUCUAAAAGCCUCAUCCCCAUCGCUGCCGCCCCCGGACGCGGCCUCGUGCGCCUCAGACGCGCGCCGUUUGUCGAGCUCUGCGUGCAGUGCUUCCUCGUUUCGUCCUCGUUCCUUGCCCCCCGCAAACGCCCCAUCCUCGACCCCUCCUCAGGACGGACUCCCUUUCCUUUGCUCGUCGCCGCCUUACAGUCUCGCGGCUGCCAAGAGCACCAGUUGCUCGUGUCCAGCCCUACCUGGAGUGUCUCCGAAACCGCUGGAAGCCCCCAAGGUCCCCCCUGCUGCCUGCCCUCGCUCUUCGCAAGGCGCUGCCUCUUCGCCUUUCUGUGUAUUUCUUCCGGAACACCCCUCUGCGUCUCUGGCUGCUUCCGGCGCGUCGCCGCUCGCCAGGCAGGAGUCCCACGCGUCCACAGCAGCUGCGCCGUCUCUGACUGUCUCUUCCGCCUCGCCUUCGCGCGGCCACAGUGUGCUGCGCGGCGUCUCCUCCGCCUCCGCCCCCCCCGCCUCAGCGGGAGAUCCGUCCGCGAGCGCGGCGCCUCGCAGGGACCGCCAGGAGGCGAGUGCAACUGCCGCUUGGGCCCCAGAGCCCCAGAGGCCGGUGCGGGGCGGCGGAGCGAGAGAGCAGGGGACAGACGCCGCGCCACGUGGAUCGGCCUUUGGACCUCGAGCUGGGGCAGAUGACGGCCGAGGAGGAAGGCCGAUGAGCCAAGUGCGGUGUGCAUCUCUGCCCGUGCUCGGGCUCCAGGGGAAGCCCCGCGGAGAUGUAGCCGCGAGCACCUACCGCCUCAUCCUCUCCAUCCCAGUGGACCGCCCGCCGCCGCCCAAGCUCUCCGAUGCAUCUCUAGCGUAUUUUUUCACGGAGAUAAGCCGGGACGCUGUCGCAAUAAACGACCAGUGGAGCUGCAGCAGCGCGGUGCCUGCGGUCCCCCGAAGGGGACGGGGGGACGAGAAGCGCCAGAGCCGAAAAAAGACUCAAGCUUCAGAGGGCGAGCUCGCUUCGGCUCUCAUCGCCAAUCCUCAAAAAACGAUGAACAGGAGUGGCGCCUCGCACUCGCGAAGCGCAGCGCCUAUCCUUGCGCGCGGCACUUUGCCCCCAUUUGCGAUACCGAGAAAGGGUCAGAUUUCCGGCUCGGGACUACCGGCUGUCCCCGCUUACGACCGCAGUCGCGGCGCCGGUGGAGCUCAAACUCCCGGGGGGACUCGGGGCGCGACAACGGCGCAGCACUCGCGGGCACGAAGGCCUUUCGCGGACGCAGAUCGCCUCCUCGUGGCGGUUCCGCUUGAUUCUCUGCGCGCUGCGGCGGAUUCGCCGCCUCUGCCGUCCCCCACGACUGCGGCCGCCGUUCGACGCGCGCGGCACAUCCAGCAGCAGCAGUUAGAGAAGAUGAUUAAGGACGGGGAGGAACGACUCGAUGAGGACCUGAGGCGACAGACGGGCGCGGAGCAGCCCCCCGCGCCGUCGAGCUCCGAGCCGCCGCAUGCGCCCUCGUCGUCAGCGCCUCCCCCGUCUCCCGCGCUUCCUAAUCCCACACAGACGCUGCGGCCCAUGUACGCCGCCUGUAUCCGAGGCGGCCCGCCUCCGGCCAGCCCGAAGGAUCUCAGCGGGGGGAAGGGACCUGCUCCGCAUCUAGACGCCCCACCGGGUAUUAGCGCCCAUCCGCGGGGAGCCGUCGCUGCCGCACCUCCCCGGCUUCUCUCCGCGCGGUUGCCUUCGUCUUCUCCCGCGCUCGCGAGUCCGCCUACGGGGAACCCGUCGUCGGUGCUGAGCGACUCUGCAGCUGCGGCGGUUGUAGCGGCGGCGUCUGCGGGGCUGGCGGCCGCCGCAGCGCUCGGUGUAAUGGACAAGCCGGCGAGUUCUCACGCGCGGCGGUGCGCACCCGCGAGCCUGUGCCCUGCAGCGCCGGGUUCGGCGGAGGGGGGAGCGCCCGGAGAGAACGCCUCCUCGUCGGGUGAAGCGUCCGGAGAGGUCCGUCUGGGAAGUUCUCUGCAGGCGUGGAGCCCGAGCCCGGGGUCUCACAUACGCAGAAAACCGGAGGGCAUGUGGGACGUCUGCACGCGCCUCGUCAGUGCUCCAGCGAUAGAGAUUCAACGCCCCUCCACCCCAGGCGUGCAGGCCUCCUUUCCCCUCAGCAGAGCGGAGACGGCGCACGAACCCGCUGACCGAUUGACGAGCCGGCGGCUGACGAUUCCGAGGCUGGAAACGCAGAACCUGUUGGAGAAUCUCUCAGGCUCUCCCGGGGGGCAAGGAAACACCCGGGAAGCGAAACUUGUGGCGCUGAGUGGCGGCCGGCCGACAACCUCUGCUGGUGGAAUCGGCAGUUCGCUGGCGCUGAGGGCAUCGCUGUGCGGGGGGACUGACCUCGCAUCCCGCAGAAGCCGCCUGGGGCUGAUGAGCGCAGGCAAAGGCCGCGAAAUGGCGCGGUUGAUGCGCGAGCGCCCUCGAGGCGCGACGGACUCUCACGCCGGAGCCGGGGGCGACAGAGGCAUUUCCCUCCGCGGUGUAGCUCCGAGGACUCAAGGCCGUGUAAGCCGAUGGGCGGUCAGGCCAACUCACUGA
Besnoitia besnoiti is the source of this 4782-nucleotide messenger RNA. Its product is annotated as cyclic nucleotide-binding domain-containing protein. Lineage: Eukaryota; Apicomplexa; Conoidasida; Eucoccidiorida; Sarcocystidae. The transcript has 16 exons. The record is from RefSeq and is a predicted model, not a curated record. Bases 1 to 4782 code for a protein of 1593 amino acids.